Molecule: messenger RNA, 3051 nt
Organism: Chaetomium globosum CBS 148.51
Lineage: Eukaryota; Fungi; Ascomycota; Sordariomycetes; Sordariales; Chaetomiaceae
Exons: 4
Coding region: 1-3051 (1016 amino acids)
Biological process (GO): phosphatidylinositol-mediated signaling; phosphatidylinositol phosphate biosynthetic process
Cellular component (GO): cytoplasm; membrane
Molecular function (GO): 1-phosphatidylinositol 4-kinase activity
Source: RefSeq, a predicted model, not a curated record
AUGUCUUGGGACUUGCUAAAGCGGUUCCUUGAGAGCGAUGUCUUCAAUCAGAACCCCUUCCUCUCGGUGUCGUAUCUCUCUCGCUAUGCGGAUCAUAUAGGUAUUCACUAUGUCCUCUGCAGCAAGCUCCGCCAAUUCCCCUACGAGGACAUCGAGUUCUUCCUGCCACAACUAUGUCACCUGAUAAUAAGCGUCGACAACGAGUCGAUGGCGUUGGAAGAGUUUCUAUUGGACUUAUGCGAGGAGUCGGUUACCGCUGCGCUGCUGACCUUCUGGCUCUUCCAAACCUACCUCCACGACCUCGCACCAAACCCCCAGACCGAGGCCUUCAAGACAUGUCGUAGGGUGUAUAACAAGGUUCAACACGUUGUAUUUGGAAUUUCCGAGACUGUACGGCAGGAGAGGAUCACCGAGAAUGUGCUGCCGGUCACGGUUUUGGGAAGCUUCGUCCUUGCGAGCAUCGCAUGCCCCUUGUUGCCCCAGUGGGCUGGACCUCUAGCCAUUGCUCAGGCCCGGAAACCACGCCCCGUCGUCGAGAUCAUCUCCGAGCCCACCGCCGUUACUGCCAAGAAUAACGUACCAACUCGAGCACACACCAUCUCUGCCAGCAGCACCCGGUCAAGACGCGCCAAAGAGGGGCGGAGCACAAGUGGCCAAGAGGGGAAGACGCACGCCAGUCCGCGGAAAUCGCCGGGCAAGCUCAAGUUGAAGACCCCUCGGCCUCCUUCAAGGUCGAAAACGAAUGAGUCCACCCCCGCACCGCGGGAGCAGGCGGAAGAAGAACUCCCCAGCCAUCUCGAGAACCUCGCCCUGGAGGCGCGCAUUAGCUCAGCUUCAUUACCACUGCCGGAACACAGGCCCCGUCUUGUUACGAGGCCAACCACGCCCGUGUCGGCAGGAUUACGCCCGUCCGAAGCCCCGAGGAGACACUCUCAUCAUGUUAAGACGCUGCUCAGCCAGGGUGAGAUGACGCAACUACAAAAGACACGACUUCUCCGCCAAAACUACUUCCGCUGCCAGACCGCCUUCCUGACCGCGCUUGAGGAUAUUUCGAAUCGCCUUGUUGUGGUGCCAAAACCGGCUCGGCUGAGCGCACUCCGCGCGGAACUCGCCCUCAUCGCACGGGAUCUCCCGGCAGAGGUUGAUAUCCCAGUCCUCUGCCCCCCUAACCUGGUGGAUGGUUCCCCGUCCAGGAGCCGCCACCAUAGAAUAGUCCGGCUUAACCCGGCCGAAGCGACUGUCUUGAAUAGUGCCGAGAAAGUGCCCUACUUGUUGAUGGUAGAAAUACUCCGCGACGACUUCACCUUCGACCCCGACACCCCUGACAACCAGAGGCUGCUCACAACCUUACUGGACGAACAAGGGACGCGGAAGCGGAUAUUCGACUUGUCCGACUCACCGAGCAUGCCGCCCGCUUCUCGGGCACCGGAGCCAGUUGUCGAUAGCGUCUUUGAGCCGUCAUCUGGGGAUCUCGGGAGCUCGCCAAUGCUCAGGCCCGAGGAUGAUGAGUUAUUCGGGACGACGCCGACCCAGUCUCACUUUUCGCUGCGCCUAUCUAACAACAGCACCCCGGCCCCCGCUUCCUGGGACAAGACGACGACGUCACGCAGCUCGGGAGGCUCCUCCGAGUCACUCAGCCCGCCCCUCAACCGGAGGAGGCUGACGCUCACCAACCCGCGCCACAACUCGGUCGAUCAGCCAGACUUCUCGGCGCUUGCGGUGCACAUGCGGACUGCGUCGCAGAUGCUUGCACAGCUCGACGCAACCAGCGGCAAGCGGCCCCGGCAGGAAGUAGCCGCCAUCAGAGCGCGCAUCAUCGCCAGCAUGCAAAGCCUGGAAGAGCAGAGUUUUGAUCUGGACGAUGGCCAAGGGCCGACUUUCGACACCAUCAUGGCCAAGGCACAGGCAGCCGCCGUGACAGCGGCAGCGACCGACGCCGGCGGAGCCGAAGUUGCCGAGGACGCAACCGUCGAGCCGAACCUCAACGCCAAUGCCGGCAUCGACAGGAUGGAGAACGACAUCAAGACGGGCGGUCUCCAGCGGAAGGGUGACCGCGACGACCCCAGCGCCGCGGUCUUUGGCGAAGCAUGGGAGACGAAGAAGGAGCGGAUCCGCAAGUCGUCGCCUUAUGGGUGGAUGAAGAAUUGGGACCUCGUCAGCGUCAUCAUCAAGACGGGCUCAGAUCUCCGACAGGAAGCGUUCGCCUGCCAGCUGAUCCGUGUUUGCCACAAGAUCUGGGUCGACGCUGGCGUGCCCGUGUGGGUCAAACUCAUGCGCAUCCUCGUCACGGGCGAGUCGUCGGGCCUGAUCGAGACCAUCGCCAAUGGCGUGUCGCUACAUUCUAUCAAGCGCAGCCUAACCUUGGCCUCGAUCGAAUCCGGCCAGAACCCCCGCCGGCGCAUCGCCACGCUCAAGGACCACUUCGUCAAGGCCUUUGGCAUCCCCGAGGGGGAGUCCUUCCGCGCGGGCGUCGACGCUUUCAAGCGCUCGCUCGCCGCCUACAGCGUCAUCUCGUAUGUCCUGCAGCUCAAGGACCGCCACAACGGAAACGUGCUCAUCGACAACGAGGGCCACAUCAUCCACAUCGACUUUGGCUUCAUGCUGUCCAACUCGCCGGGGUCGGUCGGCUUCGAGGCCGCCCCGUUCAAGCUCACGUACGAGUAUGUCGAUGUCCUGGGCGGGGUGGGCUCGCCGGAUUUUGAGGACUACAAGAGCCUUUGCAAGCAGGCUUUCCAGGGUAUGUUUGUCCUUCCAUGGUGGGGAACGAAUGAAUGCAUGCUAAUGUGGUUGGUCGUUUGUGCGACAGCCCUCCGCCGCUCGGCAGACAACAUCAUCGACCUAGUCUCCAUGAUGGGCCGCGAGUCCAAGAUGCCUUGCUUCGGCGCAGGCGUCACGCAGGUCACGACAGCGCUGCGCCAGCGCUUCCAGCUGCAGCUGAGCGCUGACGAGGCCGAGCAAUUCGUCGAGACUGACCUUAUUGCCAAGGCGCUUGGCAGUUAUUACACACGACUUUACGAUACCUUCCAAUAUAGGACGCAGGGGAUCUACUAG